Molecule: messenger RNA, 1548 nt
Organism: Rhodotorula toruloides NP11
Lineage: Eukaryota; Fungi; Basidiomycota; Microbotryomycetes; Sporidiobolales; Sporidiobolaceae
Product: CCR4-NOT transcription complex subunit 2
Exons: 7
Coding region: 1-1548 (515 amino acids)
Biological process (GO): regulation of DNA-templated transcription; nuclear-transcribed mRNA poly(A) tail shortening
Cellular component (GO): P-body; CCR4-NOT core complex
Source: RefSeq, a predicted model, not a curated record
AUGAACAGGACACAGCAGUCUCCCUACAGCUUGGGCCAGGGCCCUCCGCCAGGCCGCUUCCCCCAGCGACAAGCGUCCGGUACCCCCUCGUCGCCCACAGCGCUCGCGAGACAACCGUACUCGCCCUUUGGCAGCGCAGCAGCAACAUUGUCACCCUCACCAGCUGCAGCGAUACCACACGGCAGCAGCGAAGCCUCGCUCGACCCGUCCGACUUCCCCGCCCUGGGGUCUGCGCCCACCUCGUCCACCGCUUCGUCCGCCGCCAACCUCCUCUCGAGCUACGCUUCUCAGGCGGGCCAGUCGGCACCAGGCGCAGGAGCGGCGGGAGCGGUCGGCGCUGCACAACAAGGUGCAGCAGGCGGACUGAACGGGACUCUCGGAUCUGCAGCGCUAGGAGGGGGAGCAGCGGGUCAACGGCGCGAGUUCUCGGCAGACGACUUUCCGGCGCUGGCAGGAGGCGCAUUCGGCAGCGCGGGUCAGCAGGCGGUGGGCCAGGCGCCGGGAGGCGACAUCGCGGGUUUGGCGACAGGCGUCAACGGGCUUUCGCUUGCGGCGGCAGCAGCGGCAGCGGCAGGGAGGGCAACGGCGAGUCCUGGAGGGCAGGAACAGGCGAGCGCGCUGGCGGCACUGCAAGCGCAGCAGCAACAUCGGGCGAACUUGCUGGGAAGCAUGAACGGCGCGCGGAGUGACAAGCAGGCGGCGCAACAACAGCAGACAUGGUCGGCGAGUCCCCAACAAACGCCCAACUUUCCCGCCGGCCUCCUGCCAAACGGCACACCCACACUCGCGAGUUCCGCCUCAUCCCCUCUGCCACCUAGCUCGACCGCGCCUACAACGCUCGACGCACCACAAGGUUUCCGAUCUCCCUCUGCAGGCGGUCCUCCGAUCGCCGCCGCACACGCCGCACAAGCCGCCGCGCUCUUCGCCUCGAAUCCGCUCGGUGCUGGCGCGUCGCUGCCCCCUCCAACAGCGGGUGUGACGACGGGCGAGGUGCCCCAAACGCCCGCGCAGCAGGUGUUGUUCUCCCCAGCGGACCGGUACGGCUUGCUCGGCUUGCUGCAUACGAUCAAGACGAGCGAUCCCGAUUUGAGCAUGCUGGCGCUGGGGACGGACUUGACGAACCUCGGCCUAGAUCUGAGCUCGACAGAAAACCUCUCGUCAACGUUCAUCACGCCUUGGACCGAUGCGAAGACUGCGCAACUGCUCAACAUCGAGCCCGACUUCCGCAUGCCGUCGUGCUACAACGUCCAGCCUCCGCCGGCGAAUACCAAGAUCGGCAACUUUAGCGACGAGACGCUCUUCUUCAUCUUCUACAGCCAGCCAAGGGACGUGAUGCAGGAGAUGGCCGCGCACGAGCUGUACAAGCACAACUGGCGAUACCACAAGGAGCUGCGGCUGUGGCUGACGAAGGAGGCCGGCACCGAGCCGAUUCAGAAGACUGCCACGUACGAGCGCGGCACGUACAUCUUCUUCGACCCGGUCCUGUGGGAGCGCGUGCGCAAGGAGUUCAUCCUCGAGUUUGCCAGUCUCGAAACUCGGCGGGCUUGA